This is a messenger RNA of Rhipicephalus microplus (southern cattle tick), 1951 nucleotides long. It is a transcript of the gene IFT54, whose product is annotated as intraflagellar transport 54. Gene Ontology annotation, biological process: cilium assembly; regulation of microtubule cytoskeleton organization; intraciliary transport. The record is from RefSeq and is a predicted model, not a curated record. Gene Ontology annotation, molecular function: microtubule binding. Gene Ontology annotation, cellular component: intraciliary transport particle B; axoneme; ciliary basal body. NCBI's taxonomy places the organism in Eukaryota, Metazoa, Arthropoda, Arachnida, Ixodida, Ixodidae.
GUUGCCGGAUUCCGCGCGUUCCUCUGCUGCCAAAAGAUGUGAUCGGAUUCUCAACGCCAAGCAAGCCUUCCUGAGCGGCGAUAAAAACCCAAUCAAAGGCACGAUGGACGAAGAAGUAAGCGCUAAGAUAAUUAAAAAAACGCAAGACCUCUUGGGAUCUGUGAUAAAGAGACCACCUCUGCAAGAAAAACUGCUCAAGAAACCGCCUUUCCGAUUUCUGCACGACGUUAUCCAUAACGUCAUCAAAGCGACAAAUUUUUUAGAUGGAUUGUACACCCAGGAAGAGCUUACUUCAGAUAAUAUAAAGGACAAGGAAAGCAAAAUAGCAUUUUUACAGAAGGCUAUUGAUGCUGUCGGUAUAGUAACUGGAUCGGCGUUGCCCGUGCGACCAUCAAAAAUAGUUGCUGGACACGAGUCGGAUAAAACCAACGAAUUUCUUCAAGUACUUGCAAAGUCAGCAGCCAAAAAGGUAGACUCUAGUGAGGCUGUGAAAAGGGUUCUAGCUGGUGAAAAACCUCCUGCGCCAAGCAAACCUGAGAAAAAAAAUGCGGAGAAAAAGAAAGAGCCAGUGAAAGUGUCAAAAAAGGCUGAAGGUGAACGGAAGUCAAGAAAAACAACAGGUGAUGCCGACACAAGUAAAGAUAAAAAAUCGACAUCCUCGGUGCAAAAACAAAAGAGCUCAUCUAACAGCAAGUCAUCCAAGUUGGACAAGCAGGUAGAGCACAGGUCAAAAUCUAGAGAGCCUGACGCUCGCAAGACAGAGGGCGAUGAGACGCGCAGUGAACGUCCAAAAACAAGCUCGAAGAAAAAAUCAGCCAAGGAGGUGAAGGAGUGUACAGCUCCACCAGCAAUGCCCAAUGAAACGUCUAAGCUUGAACAGGAUCAAUUUGUUGCGAAGGUAGACAAGACUGACGCACAUGCAGUCAAUCACAAUAUUCAAGAUGAUGAAGUGAAACGCCCACGUAGUACAAAGCGGUCAUCUCACAAGGAGCAAAUUCCGGAAAGCAGUGGUGAAGGACAUCAGGAUAAGCCACCUACAUUAAAUAGCAGCAGCCAUGAAAUGGCUCCACAGGUGGAUCACUCAUUGGAACUUCCUGAGCCUGGAAGCAAGACUGUGCCAGAUGUCGAGAGGCCAUUGUCUCGGUCAACACUGAGGUCAUCACGCCCUCGAAGUUCCCGACCAGCUGCACCAAGAAUACGAAAGAGGGAGAACUCUGCUGAUAGCAUGCCAGCGGCCAUGAGGGCUCCGACUGCUAAGCCAGUUGAAAACGUAAUUCUGGACACAAGUGAAGACAAGAAUGAAGAUGACAAAGAUGACGAGUUUGUGAUUACCGAGUCUGCAAAUGAACCAGUCCUAGCCAAGCUGGACACCGUCACAGCAGAACAGCUUCCAGAGUCCGAGCAAGGCAACCUGGUAAAGCAGAUCCUUGAAGCAAAGAAGGAGUUGGAACAAGGAAGCCAGCGGCCAUCGACGGGCUUCACAGCAGCUGAACCGGUCAUGCCAGGCAUUGUCUCUAAAGCACCAGGCCAGGACAAGACCGAUGCCCUCCGACAGCACAUCCAAGCAGUCAGCCGAGGAGCGCUCCCGCUGGGAAAGCUGCUGGACUUACUUUCUGAGGACCUGGACUCCAUGAACAUUGAGUUGAGUUUGUGGAAGGAGGAGCACGCCAAGAAUCUGCAGGCUUACAGCUCCGAGCAGAGUGCAACAGACUCGAUUCUGGAGCCUUUACGACAGAACUUAGAAGAGCUGGACCAGCGCAUUGGUGACGAGCUUGAGGAAAUCUCGGCAAGGAGGGCAGCCAUUUUCAGCAAUGCUGAACGGUUAGAGAAGAUGCUCACUGUGGCAAACCUUGGACGCUAAAAAUUCCUGACUUUUUUGGCAACAGACAGCCUUGAGGAUGUUGUUAUUUCAUGGAUGAGAAUGAAAUAAAUGCACUAAUUGACGUGUUCA